Molecule: messenger RNA, 1196 nt
Organism: Ectocarpus sp. CCAP 1310/34
Lineage: Eukaryota; Phaeophyceae; Ectocarpales; Ectocarpaceae
Source: the annotation of a GenBank genome assembly
UUAUACAUUCCAAAUUUUUGUGGCAAAAGUACAAAUUUUCCGAAAUUUCGGAACUUGUACAGAGGCGUUUGUCCAAAUACAUUUGGAACGAACCUGGGCGCCAAAAUUUGUACUCAGUAGCUUCCACAUUUUCCAAAUUUACUGGAGCAUCACAACAAACCCAGCAGCUAAAGGACCUACAGGGCCAACUACAAGGGAGAAGCAGCAGCGGAGGGUACUUGGAUAGCGGCAGGGCCAUGGCGGACCGCAGGAAACGCGGCGCGCCUCUUGGUUCGUCGUGUGCUGGCCCACCGAGCCAACGAUUCAGGCGUGCAUCCGGUCGCCAAGAGCUGGUGCGGCAGAUGAAAGCAGCUGCUGCUGCGGUGAUUCUGGUGCUGAGCGCGGCGGCAGUGGUCACCUCUGUAGCUGUGCACGCUAGCGCUAACAAGACGCGUGCGGCUAUCCACGAGCCACGGCGCCUGGUUUGGGAGGAUCACGCUGCUGACCUCAAGAAGCGGAAGCUCUUCCGGAGGAUGUAUCGCAUGGAGGAACCGGUGUUCAACAAACUGGCUGGGUUGCUGGAACCGAUCCUCCAACGGAACGACUACGACGCCAGAAAACGGUAUCGACGCGGUGCUGUUCCCACGAAGAUCCGACUAGCUAUCGGCUUGCGGAUGAUGGCCGGUGCUUCGUAUCUCGAUGUCGCCGUGCUGUUCGGCGUGUCCAAGGAGACGGUCUUCAGCAUCUUGUGGCAGGUGGUGGAUGCCAUCAACAGCACAGCAGAGGUUGGGCCGUUCUUUUUUCCGCAGAGCGAGGAUGAGUGCACCCGGCAGGCGGCAGAAUGGGAGGAAAAAAGCACGGGCGGCGCCUUUCAAGGUGUAGUAGCUGCGGGGGAUGGCCUCUUCGUGAAGACUCUUGCUCCGACUGCCCUCAACACUCCGAACGUUCUCUCGUAUUAUUCUGGGAGCAAGUGCGGCUACGGGGUGAACGUACAGGCGACAUGCGAUGCCAACUACCGGUUUUGCAGCAUGUCUUGCAUUGCACCCGGCUCGACCAAUGACUGGACGGCAUGGAACCAUUCGGAUCUAUCCACAGCGGUAAAAAACCUGCCGCCAGGCUUCUACAUGCUCGGAGACGCGGCUUACCCCCUAAGCGACCACCUGUUGACUCCGUACCCAGGGAGGGGACUACCGCUGGACAAAGAUGCGUUCAACUUC